AUGCUGCGGAGGCCGGCAGCGCGGUCCGGCCAGGACCCCGGGGAGCCAGCGCCUGAGCCAGGGGUGGAGGAGCUGGGGGAGCAAGAGAUUGGGCGGCUGUGGUCCUCCCAGGCACAAGUCCGGGGGCUGCCGUAUGCCAUGGUGGACAAGCGCUUCAUCCGGCAGCUGCGGGAGCCCCGGGGGGUGAAGACCCCUCGCUGGCAGCGAUGGCGGCGCAGGGGGCAGACAGCGGGCCGGCGCCUAGGGGAGGCAGCGCGGAGGCUGGUCGGGGGCUUCGGCCUCUGGGAAGACGCCCUCUACGAGAUCGGGGGCCUCUUUGGCACCGGAAUCCAGUCCUAUUUCACCUUCCUUCGCUUCCUGCUGCUGCUCAACUUGCUGACCGUGCUCCUGACUGCAGGCUUCGUGCUGCUGCCCCUGGUCUGGCUCCGCCCCCCUGACACAGGCCCCUCCCUUAACUUCACCCUCCAGUGCCCUGGUGGCCUCCAGCCCCAGACUGGUGUUCCCAGAUUCCACAAUCAACUUUGGAAUGUUUUAACCGGCAGGGCCUUCAACACCACCUACCUCUUCUAUGGCGCAUACCGGGCAGGCCCGGAGAGCAGCUCGGCCUACAGCAUCCGCCUGGCCUACCUCCUGAGCCCACUGGCCUGCCUGUUCCUCUGCUUCUGUGGGACUCUGCAGCGGAUGGUAAAGGAGCUGCCACAGAGGCUGUUUCUGGGCCAAGACUACAGGUCACCUGUCAGUGUCAAAGUCUUCUCCUCCUGGGACUUCUGUAUCCGGGGACAGGAAGCAGCCACCAUCAAGAAGCACGAGAUCAGCAACGAGUUCAAGGUGGAGCUGGAGGAAGGGCGUCGAUUCCUGCUGAUGCAGCAGCAGACCCGGACCCAGAGGGCCUGCCACCUGCUCACCUACCUGCGGGUCAAUGUCCUCAUCGGGCUCCUGGUGGUCGGGGCCAUCAGCGCCAUCUUCUGGGCCACCAAGUACUCACAGGACAACAAAGAGGAGUCUCUGUUCGUGCUGCUACAGUACCUGCCCCCGGGGGUCAUCGCCCUGGUCAACUUUGUGGGUCCCCUGCUCUUUGUUUUCCUCAUCCAGCUGGAGAACUACCCUCCCAACACUGAGGUCAACCUCACCCUUAUCUGGUGCGUGGUGCUGAAGCUGGCCAGCCUGGGAAUGUUCUCCUUCUCUCUGGGCCAGACUGUGCUGUGCCUUGGCAGAAACAAGACCAGCUGUGAGUCCUUCGGCUACAACGCCUGUGAUUACCAGUGCUGGGAGAACGCGGUCGGGGAAGAGCUGUACAAGCUGAGCAUCUUCAACUUCCUCCUCACGGUGGCCUUUGCCUUCUUUGUCAGCCUGCCUAGGAGGCUGCUGGUGGAGCGGUUCUCAGGCUCUUUCUGGGUCUGGCUGGACCGGGAAGAGUUCCUGGUGCCCAAGAAUGUCCUGGACAUUGUGGCCGGCCAGACGAUCACCUGGAUGGGCCUCUUCUACUGUCCCCUGCUGCCUCUGCUCAACAGUGUCUUCAUCUUCCUCACCUUCUACAUCAAGAAGUACACCCUGAUGAGGAACUCCAAGGCCUCUCCCCGAAGAUUCCGCGCCUCCAGCUCCACCUUCUUCUUCCAGCUGGUGCUCAUCCUGGGCCUGCUCCUGGCCGUCGUGCCUCUGGGCUAUGUGGUCAGCAGCAUCCACUCCUCCUGGGACUGCGGCCUCUUCGCCAACUACGCGGCCCCCUGGCAGGUGGUCCCAGAGCUGAUGGCCCUCCGGCUCCCGCCCUCUGGCCAGCGUGCCCUCCGCUACCUGGGCUCCCACGCCUUCAGCUUCCCCGUCCUCAUCCUGCUCAGCCUUGUCCUGACCGUCUGCGUCUCCCAGUCCCAGGCCAAUGCGAGGGCCAUCCAGCGGAUCCGGAAGCAACUGGUGUGGCAAGUCCAGGAAAAGUGGCACCUGGUGGAGGACCUGUCGCGGCUGCUGCCGGAACCGGGCUCCGGCGACUCUGUGGGGCCCGAGGCCCUUCACUCCCGAGCUUCGCGCCCGCGAUCCUUCUGCCCUGGAUUCCCGUGCCCCGGCUCCCCGGGCCCCAGGACCCCCAGGCCCGGACCUUGCCUCGAGGAUCCCCCUGGGCUCUUCGGUGACCCGGGCCCCGCGCGUAGAUUCCGCCUUCCCAGCGGCUCAGAGCUGUAGCGUCGACCCCUGCCUCGGGCCCGGAGCCUCCCCGGGGCUCAACCCACCUCCCCCACCAGAGUCCCCCUGGCCCCAAGCUCCUGCCCCUCCCCGUGCCGGACAACACUGCCCCUCUCAGUGGGCCUUCCAGCAGGACGCAGGAGAGCCCCCGGGCAGCAGGAAAAUAUGGUAACUUGUAUUUCUAUUUUUAGCCCGGUCCUGUAAAGUUUCUCUUUUUGUUGGAUGGUUUAUAACGUACAUAAUACAUUAGCAUAGUAACCCACGAAUGCGAUCUAUAAAUACACACCCACCGGAAGUGCUCAGAAA
Acinonyx jubatus (cheetah) is the source of this 2478-nucleotide messenger RNA. RefSeq names its product transmembrane channel like 8 (gene TMC8). Gene Ontology annotation, cellular component: plasma membrane. The record is from RefSeq and is a predicted model, not a curated record. The transcript has 15 exons. The coding region runs from base 1 to 2172 and encodes 723 amino acids. Gene Ontology annotation, molecular function: mechanosensitive monoatomic ion channel activity. NCBI's taxonomy places the organism in Eukaryota, Metazoa, Chordata, Mammalia, Carnivora, Felidae.